Symbiodinium pilosum is the source of this 1143-nucleotide messenger RNA. NCBI's taxonomy places the organism in Eukaryota, Dinophyceae, Suessiales, Symbiodiniaceae. The record is from the annotation of a GenBank genome assembly.
AUGCCCGCUCACGUGUUUCAACUGAAGUCGGUGCUUUGCUGCUUGUGUGUGGUGCUGCCCUGCGGCAGCUGGCAGCAAUCACAUGCAUCCGCACGUCGUAUCUUCCGGCACCAUGACGCCGCGCAUCCCAUCUCAUAUGGUGUCCAGCUACCAAUGGGCAGGGCACCAUUUGCAUUUGCUAGUGUUACAUCUGAGGAGCUGGUCGAUUUUUUGUUGCAUGAUCCUUGCACAUCCUACCUGUUGGACGACUGUUGCGACCCUGCUUGUUUGCGAAGCCAGUGGGGCUUCGAGGAAGACAGCAUCAACGAACAAUGCGAAAACAUAUUGAAAGCUGACUGGCAUGCCAGCAGCUUUUGGGGAGCUUGCUCUGCCAGGCUCUUCGUGCCUCGUACAGAUGAAUUCUUACCAGCUCGUCCAGCACCUGUUCGAAUCCAGGCAUUUAUUCAGGCUUUCCAACAUGCAUCGGCAGCAUGUUGGGGACGGCUGGCACAAGCUCUACAUGCUCAGGAGUGCCAGGCAAGUGGCAACCGCGAACUGCAACACAGUCUCAAGGUGUUUCGACGCUGCCUGGAAGAUCGUACUCAUUUCACUGGGGUGGAGGCGCAGAUCUGGAAGGGCGGUGAGUUGACAAUGGAUUCACACACAGAUGGAGCUACUGCCAUGCUGCAUUUGGGGGUGACGCUUGGUGGCAACCGGAUGCUGAGAAUUGGAAAGUUUGACGAAAGGCACGCGCCAUACAGGCCACAAGAGAACCGUCGAAGAGGUAUGAGAUCUGGUGAUGAAAUCAGCGUGUGGAACGAAGCAGCUUAUGCUGUUCAAGAGUUGUGGGACAUGGAGCAAUCCCGUGGAUGUUUUUACGUUACUUCGCCGUUCUGCUUUGAGCAUGGUGUCAAAUACCAAAAGCAUGCCAUCAACACGACAUUUGCGUUGCAGUGCCGGUUUGCAUUUUCAAACCUGACAGACGCACGGCUCGUCAAUGGCCAGCGUACCAAUGUCAUGCGAGAAAUUGCAGAUGUCAUUGCGCACUCCUUGGUUGAUUCCAUUGAUCGCAAAGAGCUCCAAUUACCGACGCUUCAAGAGCCGCUCGGUAUAAUUACCACUGCUGCCAAGAAACCAGCCCGCAUGAUCCCACCAUUAGAUUAA